This is a messenger RNA of Moneuplotes crassus, 1453 nucleotides long. Lineage: Eukaryota; Ciliophora; Spirotrichea; Euplotida; Euplotidae. The record is from the annotation of a GenBank genome assembly.
AGUAUUUUUAUAGCUUUGAGAUAAAUUAAAUCAUGCCUCCUAUUUUUCUUUGGAUCUAAGUUUUUUUUAGAUCAUCAAGAGGGUAUUCUUCCACAUAGUAAUGAUAAAGCUCCUUUUCACUUGCAAUCAUGCCGUAUCUACAAUUUUGAUCCCUUCAUCAGACUUGAGCUUCACUGUCUUCAUCAAACCACCUCUCUUCAAGUUAAUUUUACUCACUCGAGGAACAUCUCAGUUAGUGCUAAUUCAGGUGAGUACUGAUAAAGGAAAACGCUCUUUCAAAAGAGCUCUUCCUGAAAUAGCUUUGUACUCUUGCUAGUGUGAGUGGAGGCAUUAUCAACUAUUAGUAUUAUUGUUCGGCUCAUAUAGUCUACCUGAUUUGUCUAAAAAUCAGAAAGUCCUAUCAAAAACUAUUGGAAUCGGUUUGAGUUAAUGGUCUGAGGAAAAGUCUAACAUAUAUUCACCUUUCAAAGGAAUAGCUGGAAUAAUUAAUAGAGAGCCUCUAAAUACCUCAUUAUUAACUUUUCAGUCAAUACCCUUACGAAGCCAUGAGAACCUAGUCAAGAUGGACCUGUUUAUUGUGCCUUCAUCAACCCUUCACAAGCAAAUAGUUUAGGUUGAUAAAUGACAAAAAGUUUGUCUCAAUAAUAGAGUUGAGAAAGAAACACUCUCUACCUCAGUAACUCUAUGAUUCUCUAAAAGCCCUUCUUAUAAAAUAAGUUUAAGUCCUUCUUCAUGGAUUUUCGGACUAAGUGAGAUCUAAUUUCUUGUUCAGACUGGAGUUUUAUAUGAUCUCACACAUCUUUAGCGAUGAAUGGGACUGUUUACUAGUUCACAAAUGAUACUAUUUGCUUUAGAAUACAGUGUUUCCUGAUCUCUCCAUUUUAUGCUUCUCUCCGAAAACUAUCAGAACUCUGAUUUUCUAUCUCUGUUAACUUUACUAUUGGGUAUAUUCUAGAAUAACUGAGAAAGUGUCUACUGCAGAUUUUUGAGACUAUCUUGUCAUCUUCCUCAUAUAAGACCCUGAGGGAUCAUUUUCUUUGGACGUAAACCUUUGAUAAGUUUCUCUCUGUAUCAGAAGCUCUUCAACCUCCCCCGAAUCAAUAUUUAGUUCCUCCAUAAGCUCCCUUAAUGAAUCUAUGCCCUUUUAUUCUUCUUCUUGAUUAGAUGUUUUCACUCAGAGUAAUUCAGCUACUUAGCUAGUUUGUCUUCUCAUGAGUUCUUCUUUGAGAAGACCGAUGAUUCUAUCGUGGUUCAAGUUCUCUCGCCAUCUCAGCUCAUAUUGGGGCUCCCUUAUGAACUACUGUCAGAUUCUUCUGCUUAUCUAGAGAGUAUCGGCCUUGUUGCUGAGUGCUUUGAGCUUAUCAGGUUUUAUUGAGUUUAGCAUUAAGCUUUCAGAAAGUCUAGGUCAGAACUGCCAAAUUCUAAUUCUCCUUGGAGUAAAUUCCCCUUAUGU